Molecule: messenger RNA, 2011 nt
Organism: Phlebotomus papatasi
Lineage: Eukaryota; Metazoa; Arthropoda; Insecta; Diptera; Psychodidae
Gene: Tango4
Product: pleiotropic regulator 1
Exons: 2
Coding region: 114-1481 (455 amino acids)
Biological process (GO): mRNA splicing, via spliceosome
Cellular component (GO): Prp19 complex; precatalytic spliceosome; catalytic step 2 spliceosome
Molecular function (GO): protein binding
Source: RefSeq, a predicted model, not a curated record
AAUCCGACGAUUACAAUAGGUGUGAUUAUGAAGGAAUCACACCUAAUUCACCACGGCGGAGAGUGUAAACUGUUUUUGAUUUUCUGUGGAUUUUCGGUGAUUUUGGGGGGAAAAUGAGUGAAGAAGUCCAGAAACACUCUGUCCACACCUUGGUCUUUCGCUCCCUCAAACGUACACAUGAUAUGUUCCUGGCAAAUCAGACUUUUCUGCCGAUUCUCAAGGAUGACACCGCGGAGAAAAUCCGGAGGGCAGUGAAAGCUAGGGAUUGCUAUGGAUUGGUGUUUGACCGGGUGCAGACGGUAAAGGCACAGAAGGCAAAUCACGAUGGUGGGAAUGUUCAUCAGGCUCAUCCGGAGGAAAAUUUAGCCAUCACAGCAGCUCCUUCGGCAAAUUCUCAGUCCUCUGCCCUCGUGCCAGUGACCCAGAGCACCCCAUUCUCUCAGCCACCGACUGGACAGAUGCAGCUGAUCCCUAAGAAAGCGCCUACGAUACCCAAACCAAAAUGGCAUCCACCUUGGAAGCUCUAUCGGGUGAUUUCUGGGCAUUUGGGUUGGGUUAGGUGCGUGGCAGUGGAACCGGGGAAUGAAUGGUUUGCUACAGGAGCGGCAGAUCGGGUAAUUAAGAUCUGGGACCUGGCCAGUGGGAAGCUAAAGCUGUCUCUGACAGGGCAUGUAAGUACAGUCCGGGGAUUGGCAGUCAGUGUCCGUCAUCCGUAUUUGUUCAGCUGUGGAGAGGAUCGACAGGUGAAAUGUUGGGAUUUGGAGUACAAUAAAGUCAUUAGGCAUUACCAUGGUCACCUCUCAGCUGUGUAUUCCAUGGCCCUGCAUCCGACAAUUGACAUCCUCGCGACAGCCGGAAGGGACUCAACCGCCAGGAUCUGGGACAUGCGAACCAAGGCAAAUAUCCACACAUUGACAGGACACACGAACACCGUGGCCAGCGUUGUCGCCCAGACGGCCAAUCCGCAAAUAAUCACCGGCAGUCACGAUUCUACGAUCCGGCUCUGGGACCUGGCAGCCGGAAAGAGCGUCUGCACCCUGACCAAUCACAAAAAGAGCGUCCGGAGCGUAGUAAUCCAUCCCACUCUGUACAUGUUCGCCUCAGCCUCCUCCGACAACAUCAAACAGUGGCGCUGUCCGGAAGGGAACUUCAUCCAGAACCUCACCGGUCAUUCAGCCAUCAUCAACUGCAUGGCAGUCAAUCCCGAGGGUGUCCUGGUCUCCGGCGGUGACAAUGGCACCCUCCAUUUCUGGGACUGGCGAACGGGCUACAACUUCCAACGAGCCCAAGCUCCCGUCCAACCCGGAUCCAUGGACAGUGAAGCAGGAAUUUUUGCCAUGUCCUUCGACCAAUCCGGCUCCAGGCUCAUCACAGCCGAAGCCGACAAGACCAUCAAGGUCUACCGCGAAGAUGAUGAAGCCACAGAAGAUUCCCAUCCGAUCAAUUGGCGCCCCGACAUCAUCAAACGACGCAAAUUCUAACACAUUUCACUAUUUAUCAUUCUUUUUUUCUUCAAAAAAAAAAAAAAGUUUUACAUAAAAUUUUUCAUGUUUUUCUUUAAUUUUUUUGUUAUACCUUUUUAAAUUCCGAAAUAACGAUACUUUUUUUUUGUUCAGAGACCGAAAGGGCUCAUAACAUUUGUCCUAAAUAUUCAAUUUUUCCUUUUUUUUCUUCUUCUUCAUUUAAUCAUUUCUCCUCAAGCCCACCACGAAUUUUUGCUAAAUAUUUUCUCUUUUGUUCUUCUCCUAAAACUCCUACAAAAUUCUUGUGUCCACAGAAAAGAAAAAUAAAUAUCAAGGAAAAAAAAACCAUAAAGGAUUUUUUUUGAUUAGCCCUCUCAGCUAAAAGGGAUUCCUUCACUGAAACUAUUUUUUAUUUUGGAGGAUUUUGAGGAUGGUUAUUGGGUUUUCUACUGAUUAAGUUCCACUCUUGAAAUAUAUUGAAUAGAUUUUUAAAGUUGGCGUUUGAUAAAAAGAUAAUAUCUGAGGGGUACUUCAUUGCACAAGAAAAA